AUGCUGGCUGCUGCAGCGGCUGCUUCUGGAAGAGACGGCGACAGAGGUGUGGUCGAGGGGGGUGGAAACGCGACACCCUCCGCUGCAUCUGGUGCUGCCGCUGCAGGUCAUAGCCCUCAUCCGCCAAUGAGUCUUCUUUCGCCGCGAAAGGAGAUUCGGGGGGUUGGGGGGCCCUUCCGGGGGGCCUUCUUUUCCCCAGCAAGUACUGGCAGCAUGGGGAGCAGAGGCGCUCUCAACGGGGGAGGCGACUCGAGUCAGGGCAGGAGGGCAGUGAUGAAGGGCCAGCAGGUGUCUGAUCUCUAUACCCGCCUUGAUCCAGGAGUCUCUCCUCGAUGGGGUGAUCUGGAUAGAAGGACUAAGAAGGAGGCAGCGCAUCUGCAAGAGGACGCACCGCUGCACUUGAACGGCCCCCUCUGCACCACCACGCCCUCCUCGCGAAAUGUUGGCGCGUCAAGCGGCAUCUCGCCACCCCCCUUCUCACCCACGCUGCAAGCCAUUGUUACCCCAGGAUCUGCCAUUUUAAGUGCAAUGAUCUCUCCCGCUGUCUCCAGCAAGGAGGGGGAAAACGCGGCUAAGGCUCCCGAAAUACAGAGACGCGGGGAUCAGCUGCCCAGCAGUCCAAUGCAAACGCCACUCAACUCGGCCCGCCAGAGGCCACAGGGGAUGCUUCACCAGCAGCAGCAACAACAACAUGAACAGCAACACGAGCAGGUGCAACAACAGCAACAGCAAGGGCAAGAGCAAGAGCAGAUACAACACCAACAACAGCAACAAGGGCAGAGCAAGCGAAUGGCCAGUGAGCCGCUUCAUGGCGCUUCUCCCCUCCCGCCGUGUGCCUCAGAGCCACAGGGGCCUCUGUGCGAAGAGGAGAAGGAGGAGCAACAGCAACAGGAGCAGCAGCAGCAACAACAGCAACAGCAGCAGUACAUCCAGGGUAUCAUGCAGUACCAUCGGCGUUGGUUUUUCCAGCAGCUGCAGCACUUCAGGAGAACGACACGGCGGGAGCAACAGCAGCGAGCAGCGGCAGGCGGGAAAGGGGCAGCUGCAGCAGCGGCUGCUAUAAGCAUGGGGGAUACUCAACAGAGAGCCGAAAGAUCGUCGGGGGAAGCAGCAGACGCAGGGGGGGGGGCUUGCUGUUGUCAAGGCAUCUGCGAUGCAUGCGCUGUGAAGGUAGACCUGCGGCUGCAUCCGUUCUGUGAGGGCCCCUCCUCCCGGUGUGGGGGUGUCGCGAGAUCUCAAGGGGCCUCCUUGAGAAGACGACCACCAGGCUUUCUCUACAGCGAGGCUACAGCGCACCUCUGGGAGCCUCCGGAAGGGGAAGCGGGGAGGGUGCAAGCGAAGGCGUGGAGGGGCCCCUCCUCGUUGCGUUCGCGGACUACGCUGUCGAGUCGUCGUUCGGCUGCCGCUGCUGCCUCGACGAGUGCGCGCGGCUUCCCCCGGAGUAAACAGCUGUACAUCACGCAGGGGGAGGUGGCUUCGGGGUCGUCUGAGACGGUGGAUGGGGAUCGUUUGCCUCUGGAAGAUCCUCUGGAGAAGGCGCAAGAGGCAGUGUCGGCAGCUUCCCGCAAGCCGCUGCACGGAGUUCAGCGGUUCGCGGGCAUGAACCAUGCUCGACGUGCGUUGCAUCACAUUCAAGAGGGACUGGGAGCAGCGGGGGAUACUGGUGUCUCUCAGGCAAGGAAGAUCACGCAUGGCUUGUUUGGGAGACGGCAGACGCUGGAGCACCGGCAAGCGCGCGUCCUGCGGUAUCACUUGGUUCAGAAAGCGCACGAUCGGAUGCCGUGGUGGCUCGCCCGGCUUGUUGCGUGGUUAGAUGUGGCUUUAGAUAAUUGCAGGAGACGUCGAAAGGUUAUGCAGAAGGCGACAUGGCGUGUGCAUGUCGCAAUGCCUGUAAGGAGCAGCUUCGGCCUCUUUGGGGAUGAUAAAAUAGAGCACUGGUAUGUCCAGUGGCUCUCGGCUUUCAAUAUGCGAUUCCUUGCGCGUAUUACCGGCCCCUUGCUCCUUGCGACUGCCUACGGAGCUGUCGCCCAUGCGCUUAUGCGAGUUAAAGGAUUUGUUGCUGACAGAGAAGGGAGCAUCGCCGAGCUAGAGGUAAUUUUGGUGGCACUGUGGAAGGAGGGAGGGAGACGGUGUACUUUAGGGGUCGGGGAUGGAUGUGGUAUUUUAAGAGGCAUGCUGUAUGGACGGGAGGGAAAGGCUUUUUUUGCACAUGCACAGCAGAUGCACACAGGUACCGGUAAAUAA
Molecule: messenger RNA, 2244 nt
Organism: Cyclospora cayetanensis
Lineage: Eukaryota; Apicomplexa; Conoidasida; Eucoccidiorida; Eimeriidae
Exons: 5
Coding region: 1-2244 (747 amino acids)
Source: RefSeq, a predicted model, not a curated record